CCCUGAGGGGUCAGUGAGGCCCUGAGGGGUCCGUGAGUCCCUGAGGGGUCAGUGAGGCCCUGAGGGGUCCGUGAGUCCCUGAGGGGUCAGUGAAACCUCAGCUAGAUCCUCUGUCCCAGAGCGCUUCACCUUUAGGAUGUGAGUGUGAUUAUGUAACCAUGGUAACGUCUCUAGCUCCAGUCUGGUUGUCAGGCUGGAGAGUGUAAUUAUUAUUAGUAAUGUACAGAGUAAUACAAUGAAACAUUCAUAUCAUGUGAAUAAUAUAAUACUGGUAUUCAUAAUGAAUGUAGAUAAUGAAUGUGUCCAGUGUGAAUGUGUUCCCUCCUCCGUGGAGGACAUUAGUGUAUCUUUAUCAAAUAACACGACUUUAAACAUUAACUAAUGCAGAAAUACUGUAGGUGAUCUGCAGAAGAAGAAAAGGGGAAAGGUGACGUCACCUCCACCAGAGCCGGUGGCUUCCGUUUUGGAUGCGCGCGCAUGCCCAGUGUGAUUGUGUUCGGAACAGCACCAACAACAAGAGGCCGUGUUGUUAAGAGCGAACCUAGAGCACACCGGAAGGGGGGCUUUAUUUUGAAAAUAACAAACCGGAAGGUGUCGACGCAGCUUGUUGACCAAGUGUCCGGUACUACGGUUCCCUGAGACGCCACAUAGCUCACCGGAGGAGCCACCGGAGGAACCCGCCGCCUCCCCGUCACGGAUUCUGGCUGCUACUCCGUGUGUGUGUGUGAGACAUCACUCUACAGUGUGUGUGUGUGUGUGUGUGUGUGUGAGAGUGAGAGAGAGAGAGACAUCACCCUAUAGUGGGUGUGUGUGUGUGAGAGAGAGAGAGAGACAUCACCCUAUAGUGUGUGUGUAGUGUGUGUUUGUGAGAUGUCUGCAGAGCUGCUGGUAGAAUUGGGUGAAGACCCUCCCACUGCCCAGCUGGGGCAGCUGAAGCUGGCCACCAUCGAGGACCAGCAGUGGCCCAACGACGAGUCCACGCUCAGCAAGUCAGAGACAGACGUGUCUCAGCGUUUUGAUGCCGACUCCCCUCACCUGCCGUGGGACCACCCCUUUUACGACAUCGCCCGGCACCAGAUCAUUGAAGUAGCAGGGGAUGAUAACUUUGGCAGGAAGGUGAUCGUGUUUAACGCCUGCAGGAUGCCUCCUCAGCACCAGCUGGACCACCACAAGCUGCUGAUGUAUCUCAAAGGAACUCUGGACCAGUACGUGGAGAGUGACUACACGCUGAUCUACUUCCACCACGGGCUGACCAGUGAGAACAAACCCUCUCUCAGCUGGCUGAGGGACGCGUACCGAGAGUUUGACAGGAAGUACAAGAAGAACAUCAAGGCUCUGUACAUCGUCCAUCCCACCAUGUUCAUCAAGACGCUGCUGAUCCUCUUCAAGCCAAUCAUCAGCUUUAAGUUCGGCAGGAAGAUCAACUACGUGAGCUACCUGAGUGAGCUGGAGGCCGUGGUGAAGAGCGAGCAGCUCAUCACUCCUGCCCGCGUCAGAGAGUACGACAACAAGCUGAGGGCGUCUCUGAAGCCCAGCGCCCAGCCCCCCCCCUCCCCUCUGCACAGCCCCCCCCUCCCCAACCAGGUGUUCGGGGUGCCGCUCGCUUUGCUGAGUCAGAGGAACCCGGACGGGGACCAGGUCCCUCUGGUGAUGAGAGACACCAUCAGCUUCCUGUCAGCUCAAGGGCUGGAGAUCGAGGGGAUCUUCAGGCGCUCGGCCAACGUGACUCUGGUGAGGGACGUCCAGCUCCGAUACAACUCAGGUGAGGCCGUGAACUUCACGGAGAUGGAGGACAUCCACCUGGCGGCUGUGAUCCUGAAGACCUUCCUGAGGGAACUACCUGAGCCUCUGCUGACCUUCCAGCUCUACAACGACGUGGUCAACUUCAGCUCGGUUUCCAGUGACAACCAGGCGGCCUCCAUGAAGAUGCUGGUGGAGUCGCUGCCAGAGGAAAACACGACUUCCCUCCGAUACCUCAUCACCUUCCUGGCUCAGGUGUCGGCCAACAGUGAAGUGAAUAAGAUGACCAACAGUAACCUGGCGGUGGUGUUUGGUCCUAACCUGCUGUGGGGGCGGGACAACGCCAUGUCACUCAGCGCCAUUGGGCCAAUCAACAACUUCACCAGAAUCCUGCUGGACCAGCAGCAUCUGGUCUUUACCUAAGUGCUGCUCCACCCUCAAACACCAUGCUCAUUAAACUACACUUUAACAUCUCCUGUGGACCAAUGGCAUGCCAUUUAGCUUCUCGUGAGUCUCUGCGUUCCCAUUGGCCCGUUGUCUUAUUGUCUUCUUGUCCUAUUGUCUUAUCAAGCGGUCUGGACUAUCUUCUGGUGGAGCAGGUCCAUGUUAGGCUGCAGCCAUAUAACCCGAACUAUAGAUUAUGAACAAUGCAGUUCCCCAACAUGUCCUCUAGGGCCAUGAACUCAGAGCGAGGGGGAGGUGUGGGUCUCCAUGGAGGUCUCAGCUGGACCUGGUACCAACGAGGUGGACAAUGUGCCAGGAGAACGAGUCAGAACCAUGGAGCAUACCGCAUGCUGCUGUUCAGGGUUCAUAGAUCUCUGGAGGAACCGCUGGUUGGACUUAAUGUCUCACUGCAGACACCACAACUUCUAUCUCUACAACUUCAAGAGAUAGAAGUUCAAGCGAUAGAAAUUCUAGAGAUAGAACUUCUAUCUCUUGAAGUUCUAUCUCGAGAAAUUCAAGAGAUAGAAGUUCACGCGAUAGAACUUCUAGCUCUAAAAGUUCAAUAUAUAGAAGUUUAAGAGAUAGAACUUCUAUCACUAAAAGUUCAAUAUAUUGAACUUCUAUCUCUUGAACUUCAAGAGAUAGAAGUUCUAUCUCUAAAAGUUCAAUAUAUAGAAGUUCUAUCUCUUGAACUUCUAGGGAUAGAGAUUCUAGAGAUAGAAGUUCUAUCUCUAGAUAUCUAUAGAGAUAGAAGUUCUAUCUCUAGAUAUCUAUAGAGAUAAAACAGUGACCUCUGGAGGUUCGACUGCAUGGAUGUAAGGAAGCUUUGACCUUUGUGACCCUGGUCAUUUGUCUUGCUGUAGUUGAUGUGGCCACACUGCAGUUAUCAGUUAUCUUUGUGUUGUAAAGUACUUCAUGUGAGUAUUAAUAUACUAGUAUUAGUAUAGUGUUGUAAUGUUGGUACUUCAUAUGAGAAUGAAGACAACCACAAGCAGUUUGAAUGAGGCUCACCUGAUGACCUGUUGUUGACCUGUCCAUCCCGAGUAACCGGCAUGCUCUUGGUUUGUGUGUGUGUGUGUGUGUGUGUGUCUCAGCUUCUGAAUAUAUAGAGUUGUAUAUACAAACAUAUUUGCAACACAAGUGGUACAAGUAUUUCCUUUGACACUGCAGUCUGUGUGUGUCUGUGUGUGUCUGUGCCUUAUUUGUUCUCCAGUGGUCAUGUGACCAGCCAUCAAAGUGCCGUGUCCCGGUCUCGUCCACUAGGUGGUUCUCUUGUGGUGCUCUUGUGGUCCAGAGUUCUCCAGAAGAACCUCCUCUUCCUGUGUGACCUCACAAAUACCAAAUCUAGAAAGAAGUUGCCAUGGUUGCCACAUUAGAUUCUGAGAUGAUAUCCAUGAGGAUUAAAGUCAGUUUUUUAAACGUUAACAUGUCAACCCAAUAUGUAUUUAUAAUUCUAAAAGGUGAUCAGCUGUGAUCAGCAGGACGGUGUGUGUGUCCUACGUCUCCUCAUCUCUGCUGGUCAUCUGUGGAUCUGUGUAUGUUAACUGUUGUCAUGGUGACAGUGAACUAUAUUUUGUGUUGUUUUGGCUGAUUUAUUGAUAUUUCAUCCAUUACUUUAGAAAUGGUGGAUGUCGUAUAUAUCUGAUUAUCAUGGAAAUAUGCUGUAAUAUCACUGUUGAAACAAUAAACGAUGGUAAACAAGUGUUAACAUA
This is a messenger RNA of Pseudoliparis swirei, 3896 nucleotides long. It is a transcript of the gene arhgap1, whose product is annotated as Rho GTPase activating protein 1. The transcript is spliced from 13 exons. NCBI's taxonomy places the organism in Eukaryota, Metazoa, Chordata, Actinopteri, Perciformes, Liparidae. Gene Ontology annotation, molecular function: GTPase activator activity. Gene Ontology annotation, biological process: small GTPase-mediated signal transduction; negative regulation of endocytic recycling. Bases 871 to 2163 code for a protein of 430 amino acids. The record is from RefSeq and is a predicted model, not a curated record. Gene Ontology annotation, cellular component: cytoplasm.